AAAAAACACAACCAGAGAAAAAACAACUCAAAGUUUAAGAAAAAGAGAUAUGAUUUGCAUCUGCCAUAACUACCAUAUCUAGUUUGCCUUUCUCCUUCCUUCAUUGCUUGUAGAAACAACAACAAAGGCCAAACAAUGUCACAACAAACACUAACCAUUCUUCUAUUCACACUCCUCAGUCUUACUUCUUCACCAGCCACUUGCUUAUACUCUUCUCCAUCACCCCCUACCGCGCCAUUUUCCGAAUCUACCCCCCACACCGACCCUGAACCACGCGCCGAAGAAUGGUUACCCGCCCACGCAACUCACUACGCCGCCACCGACGCGGUCGGCGGCGCGUGUGGUUACGGCGACCUCCUUAACGGCGGUUAUGGCAUGGCCACCGCCGCUCUCAGCGAAGCUCUCUUCGGGCGCGGCCAGAUCUGCGGCGCCUGCUUCGAGGUCCGGUGCCGCGAGGAGGAUUCCGACUUCGACCGGCGGUGGUGCAUCUCCGGCACGACGGUCGCCGUCACCGCCACCAAUUUCUGCGCCCCGAACUACGGUUCCGACGCGGAGAGCGUCGCCGGACACUGCAACCCUCCGAAGCAGCACUUGGUUCUCCCCAUUGAAGCGUUCGAGAAAAUCGCAAUCUGGAAAACUGGCACUGGCAACAUGCCCGUGGAGUAUCGCAGGAUAAAGUGUGCAAGGGAAGGGGGAAUCCGGUUUACAAUUACUGGUUCUGGAAUAUUCAUUUCGGUACUGAUUAGUAAUGUGGCUGGAAUUGGAGACAUUGCUGCUGUGAAGGUUAAGGGUUCAAGAACUGGUUGGCUUCCAAUGGGUAGGAAUUGGGGUCAGAAUUGGCAUAUUAAUGCAUUGCUACAGAACCAACCUCUUUCCUUUGAGGUUACAAGUAGUGAUGGGAUAACUCUUACAUCUUACAAUGUUGCUCCCAAGGAUUGGAGCUUUGGACAAUCUUUUGAAGGCAAGCAAUUUGAGUCUUGACAAAUACAAUUAUAACUUGUUUGGAGGGACCAUUCUCCUUCCUUUCUCCUCCCAUAAAAGUUUUGUGAUAAUUGGGAUUGUCAAGCACAGGCUAGUAGGGUCAUGAAAUCAAAGAAGUUAUAAGCAAUCAUUUGAGUAAUUCUUUCAAGAUGCUAAAAUAUUUGAUAAAUUUUAUGGAAUCACGGAAUAUUUUCCUA
Molecule: messenger RNA, 1178 nt
Organism: Glycine soja
Lineage: Eukaryota; Viridiplantae; Streptophyta; Magnoliopsida; Fabales; Fabaceae
Product: expansin-A13-like
Exons: 2
Coding region: 136-981 (281 amino acids)
Biological process (GO): plant-type cell wall organization
Cellular component (GO): extracellular region
Source: RefSeq, a predicted model, not a curated record